ACACCAAAUACAAAUGUCAAAAUAAAUUCCGUCGUGGAGUUCGUCGUGAAAAAAUUAUGUAAGGAUAAAUAAAAAUAAAGCGAAAUUCCAUGUUGUGAUAUCCACAAUCCUUUUUUAAUAUUCUAUUAUGCCUACUGGCCGUGCCGCAUUGUUUUUGCGGCGACUGUCGACGGGUGACAACAGAUUUAAAAGUAUAAAUCUAAACCAAAACACUACUAAAGAACCGCAUAUUUCCAACGUAGUUUGCAUUAAUAGGGAUUUUGGUCUGCAGAAAAGGGUCUGUUCAAUUAGCCAUAAUAAUUUAACAACUCUUCAACUGAAAAGGAGUAUCAGCGACACUAAGAUCAGAAUGACGACUCCAUCAGAUCCACCAGAAGCUGCAAAACCAAAACACACAAAUCGGCUGAUAUCCGAAAAGUCUCCAUACUUACUACAACAUGCUCAUAAUCCUGUACAGUGGUACCCUUGGGGUCAAGAAGCCAUUGAUAAAGCUAAAAGAGAAAAUAAAUUGAUCUUCCUUUCUGUUGGCUAUUCCACAUGCCACUGGUGCCAUGUAAUGGAAAAAGAAUCUUUUGAAAACGAGGAUGUUGCCAAAGUGAUGAAUGAACAUUAUGUCAACAUAAAGGUAGACAGAGAAGAAAGGCCUGAUAUUGAUAGAGUCUAUAUGCUGUUUGUUAUGGCCACAACUGGCAGUGGUGGUUGGCCUAUGUCUGUUUUCCUCACCCCUGAUCUAAAGCCUGUUACUGGUGGCACCUACUUCCCUCCUCAAGACCGUUGGGGCAGACCUGGAUUUAAAACUAUCCUUUUAAGUCUUGCUAAGAAGUGGAGAGAAAACCGUGAUCAAUUUGUAGAGGCUAGUUACAAUAUCAUGGAUGCCUUACAGAAAAUAUCUCUUGUGUCUGAAGGGGAGGCACAAUCAUCGGUUCCUGAUGAAGGAACUUGGGAUAAAUGUGUUCGCAGAUAUAUGUCCAUAUAUGAGCCAGAAUUUGGAGGGUUUGGCACAGCACCAAAAUUUCCUCAAGCUUCGAUUUUUAACUUUCUUUUCCACUAUUAUGCUCGGGACAAAACUCACCCAGAAGGCAAGAAAUGUUUGGACAUGUGUUUAUACACUUUGACGAAAAUUGCAAAAGGUGGUAUCCAUGACCAUGUAUCCAGUGGGUUUGCUCGUUACUCAGUUGAUAAUGACUGGCAUGUACCUCAUUUUGAGAAAAUGUUAUAUGAUCAGGGGCAAUUAGUGGUCGCCUAUACUGAUGCUUAUCUUGCAACUAAAGAUGAAUUCUAUGCAGAUGUGGUCCGCGACAUUAUUAAAUAUGUGAACAGAGAUUUGAGACAUGAGUCAGGUGGAUUUUAUAGUGCAGAAGAUGCCGAUUCGUAUCCUUCAUUUGAAGCAUCACAUAAGAAGGAGGGAGCAUUUUGUGUUUGGGAAUACCAGGAAUUAAAGUCUUUGUUAAAUGACAAAAAAAUUAAUUCAAUUUCUUAUUUGGAUAUAAUUUGCGACUACUUCAGUGUUGAAGAAGGAGGUAAUAUUUCACCAGAUAGUGAUCCCCAUGGUGAGCUGACAAAUAAAAAUGUUUUAAUUAUUUAUGGAAGUAAAGAAGAUACAGCUAAAAAGUUUGGUAUAACUCUUGAUCAGCUUGAAGAAGUCCUCAAAGAAUCUAUCCAAAUUUUGUAUGAGGAACGCCAAAAAAGGCCGCGCCCACAUCUGGAUUCGAAAAUAUUAUGUUCUUGGAAUGGUUUAAUGCUCUCUGGAUUAGCACAAGCUGGUCAAGGUUUGAGCGACAAAGAUUAUGUAGAAGAUGCCAUAAAGACAGCAAACUUUAUUAGAGAUCAUUUGUAUGAUGCAUCCAAUAAAUCAUUGUUGCAUUCCUGUUAUAGAGCCGAUGAUGGAUCAAUUGCUCAGACCGAGCAACCAAUCAAGGGAUUCUUGGAUGAUUACGCAUUUUUGAUAAAGGGUUUGCUGGACCUUUAUGAAGCGUCAUUAGAUUUACAAUGGCUUAAAUGGGCGCGCGAACUCCAGGAGACGCAAAACGAACUGUUUUGGGACUCAGAUAAAGGAGGUUACUUCACUUGUUCUGCAGAAGAUAGUACAGUGGUUUUGAGGUUAAAAGAAGAUCAAGACGGCGCCGAGCCAUCGGGCAAUAGCGUCUCCUGCCAUAAUCUGCAACGCAUCGCUGCCUAUGCAGACAAGAGCGCCAAGCCCGAAGGCGGAGAGAAAGAAAGGGACAUGGCUAAAAAGAUCCUCGUCACUUUCGGCAAACGGCUCAAGGAUUCCCCUACCGCGCUGCCAGAGAUGAUGUCGGCGCUUAUGUUCUACAAUGAUUCUCCUACUCAGGUGCUGAUCUCGGGCGGGUGCUCGGACCCGCGCACGCUGGCGCUGGUGCGCGCGGUGCGCUCGCGGCUGCUGCCGGGGCGCGUGCUGUGCGUGGCGGACCCCGCCGCCGACGCCGCCGGUAUGUCCGACAUACUGUUGAACCGCGUGAGGGCCUCCGAUGUGCCGACUGCUUACGUGUGCAGGCGGUACGCGUGCUCUCUGCCGGUCACUGACGUCAAGCAGCUAGAGAAUUUGUUAGACGAGUCACCUACUGCUGCACACGCCGCAAAGAAAAACUAAAGUUUCAUUCAUUAACAUUUCACCCGAUAACUAGCGUUGCCUUGAACAUUUUACUCCGCUAUGUUUCAAUUAAUAUAAUAAUUGUGGCCCCAAAACAUUAAAUAUUUACUGUGUAGUUAACAAUAAAAUUUUGAAUAAUUGUUUGUCAGGUCAUAUGUAAUCUCCAUGAAAUAGCAAUAAAAAUAAUUUUGAUGAAGUAUCAGCUUUUAGGAAGCCAUAAUAAUAAUACUUUUAUGAAAAUAGUCAUUCUAAGGUCUAAUAGUAAGUAGUUAUUAUUUAAAUAUUAUUUCGAUGUUGCUAGAUCUAGAUAACCGCUUAGUAAAUGGCGACUUGACAUUGUUUUAUAUCGCAUAUUUUAUAAAUUUGUUUAUUUGUAAGAAAAUUGUUCAAGGUUAAGCUAUUGUAGGUGUCGUUAACUAUGCAGAUAGAGUUGGUUUUAAUAUCUGAAUAUACAUCUUAAUAGCAUAUUAUGAUAAUUAAUAAUCAUAAAAAUUGGUUGUACUUACAUUACUAAAUGUAUUUACUAUAGGCAUAAGGGCCUUUUUCAUGACGUCGAUUACAUAUAAGACUAACAAGGCUCCCAAAUAAAUGCUAAUCAAAUGAGCUGUAUACACAUAGCUACUUAUCAUCUUGCAGUUAACAUUUGCUUAAACAUCGUGAAAGAAGUCUUAUAACUCAAAAAUCGAAUUCAUCAAAGUGCUGAGUGCUUAGCAUAAUAAUUAUAUCUUGUUACCAUGUAUCCAUUAGUCGCCUCGAAUCCAUUUAAUCAUUAGAAUGUAAAGUUUGUCUCGAAAUGUUCACACCCUAGUCAACAAAGAUAGUGAACUCGAUAGAUCUGGUAAAUAGCUCACAGAUUAAGAUAAAUCAUGCGCAAUAAAUUUGAAAAAAUAACAUUAUUUAACAUUCAAUUUGUAGCUAUUAAACGUAAGCGAACACUAUUCUAAUCUCUGAAAA
Messenger RNA from Manduca sexta (tobacco hornworm), 3565 nucleotides. RefSeq names its product spermatogenesis-associated protein 20. Bases 128 to 2611 code for a protein of 827 amino acids. The record is from RefSeq and is a predicted model, not a curated record. NCBI's taxonomy places the organism in Eukaryota, Metazoa, Arthropoda, Insecta, Lepidoptera, Sphingidae. The transcript has 6 exons. Gene Ontology annotation, biological process: carbohydrate metabolic process.